AUGCUGGCCAACGGUCUUGGCCAGAAUAUGACCCCCCAGCGAAUGCCCGACGUAAAUGCGGUUCUUCAACGCCUCUCAUUCCUCCGGCAGAAUCCGCAUGAGCAGAAGCCGGGGGAAAUAGAAAAUCUUACGAAGCUCCUACAGACCAUCCAGCACCAACAACGCCGAAUGCAACAAGGACAACAACAGCCUCAGCCUCUGACAAACGGCCAUUCGGUCACAAAUGGCAUUAGCGCUUCUCCUCUCACCAACGGCGCCAUAUCGACUCAAAUUUUCCCUCCCAGUUCCCCCGUUUCUUUCGCCCCAGAAGACUUCAAUAAGCUUCGCGUUCACAUUCAAGCCUAUAAGCAACUCGUCAAAGGCUUGGGAAUCCCCGAACACCUCCAACCUCUCAUUCAUGGCCCAGCCAACCCUGUCGCUGAUCUCGAGAAACUCGUCCAUCCCACCGACAUAAACAGCAAGCUCAUUGACAGCGCUGUCCGGGUGGCCAAAACAGAACCUGUCGAGAGCUUCGAAGACGACGACGUAGACCCGGCGGAUUUGCCGCAAGGUCCCUUCCUCGAAGACGACAUCAAUUCAGGCAUCCACCCAUACAACGCCUUUGUCCACCCCUUCACCCAUCUCAGAAGACCCGCAGACCUCGAUCCCAAGCUUUGGGCCAGUCGUCUCCAGCGCCUCAUUAUCCCCACAGUCAUGCCUGCCGGGUUAGACCCUCGUCAGAUAAUGGAAGAGCGAGAUCGCUUCGUCGAGGCUCGGCGGCAACAGCGUAUACGGGAGUUGGAGGAAUUGCUGUCGACCAUGGGAGAUGGUGGUCUCGAGACGGGUUUUGACCACCAGGAUAUGAUCAAGAGCGAGAAAGAGAAUACAGCACUCAUAACACAAACGUCGCACGGCAAACUCAGAGCUCUCAACGAGCUUAAAGCCCUACGUCUCCUCGAUAAGCAACGCAUCAUGCGUGCAGCUGUCGCUGAGACUCUCAACCAUGGUUCACUACUCCCGCUCAAUCGUUUGGAAUUCCGUCGUUUCCGUAAGCCAGCCCUUAAAGAUGCGCGAACCACAGAACAGCGAGAGCGCCAACAACGGAUGGAGCGCGAGCGACGAGCCAAGUCGAAGCACGUGGAACAACUCGACGUUAUUUGCCAGCACGCCGUCAGUGUUCAAACCGUCGGUCGAAAUGCGCAAGACCGUGUUACGCGUCUCAACCGGGCUGUAUUGAACUUCCAUGUGUUCACGGAGAAGGAAGAACAGAAACGGAUGGAGCGUAUCGCGAAGGAGCGUAUCAAAGCCCUCAAGGCUGACGAUGAAGAAGCCUACAUGGCUCUCGUCGAUAAUGUCAAGGACACGCGUAUCACCCACUUACUGCGGCAGACGGACUCGUAUCUCGACUCUCUUGCCCAGGCUGUAGCUUCCCAACAAGGCGACACUUACUACGUCGGCGACGGUGCAACUGAAGCGACUUUUGGUGCAGCAGUCACGACGGCAGAGGAAGAUGCCCAUUCGUCCUCCGCUUCCAAAGUCGACUAUUAUGCCGUUGCUCAUCGUAUUCAAGAGCCCAUCACAAGGCAACCGUCUAUCCUUGUGGGUGGCACUCUGAAGGAGUACCAAUUGAAAGGUCUGCAAUGGAUGGUCAGCUUGUACAACAAUCGCCUCAACGGUAUCUUGGCUGACGAAAUGGGUCUCGGCAAGACGAUCCAAACGAUUUCGUUGAUUAGUUUCCUUAUCGAAUCCAAAAAGCUCUAUGGACCCUAUCUUGUUAUCGUCCCCUUGUCCACGAUGACCAACUGGUCCGGAGAGUUUGCGAAAUGGGCACCCAGUAUCAAGAACGACCUUCGCGUGGGCCACUUCCAGGUCCUCUUGACCACCUACGAGUAUAUUAUCAAAGACCGCCCCGUCCUUUGCAAGAUGAAAUGGCUACACAUGAUCAUUGAUGAGGGCCACCGCAUGAAGAACACGCAAAGUAAACUGACGGUCACUUUAACGACUUACUACCAUUCCAAGUACCGUCUCCUGCUCAGUGGAACCCCUCUCCAAAACAAUCUCACGGAGCUCUGGUCGCUGCUCAAUUUUGUUCUCCCAAGAAUCUUCAACUCUGUCAAAUCCUUCGACGAAUGGUUCAACACACCUUUCGCGAACUCUGGCACCGGCGACAAGAUUGAACUGAACGAAGAAGAGGCGAUGCUUAUUAUUCGUCGUUUGCACAAGGUGUUGAGGCCAUUUUUGCUUCGGCGUUUGAAGAAGGACGUGGAGAGUGAACUGCCCGACAAGGUCGAAAAAGUCAUCAAGGUCCGCAUGAGUGCGCUGCAGAGUCAGAUCUACAAGCAGAUGAAGAAGCACAAGAUGAUCGCGGACGGGUCCACUCAAAAGAACGGCAAAGUUACUGGUGUCAAAGGUCUGAGCAAUGAAUUGAUGCAGUUACGCAAAAUUUGCCAGCAUCCUUUCCUAUUCGAGAGUGUCGAGGACAACAUCAACCCUUCAGGCCUGGUGGACGACAAAAUCAUUCGCACAUCCGGCAAGAUUGAGCUGCUCAGUCGCAUUCUUCCCAAAUUCUUUGCAACAGGUCAUCGAGUCCUGAUUUUCUUCCAAAUGACCAAAGUCAUGGAUAUCAUGGCCGACUUUUUGAAUAUGCUCGGUUGGAAAUUCCUUCGACUCGAUGGUGGAACGAAAACGGAGGAACGUGCCAAUUUCGUGCAACUCUUCAACGCGUCCGACGAGUACAAAGUAUUCAUUCUUUCCACGCGAGCAGGCGGUCUCGGUUUAAAUCUGCAAACUGCAGACACUGUCAUCAUAUUCGAUAGUGACUGGAAUCCUCACGCCGAUUUGCAAGCUCAAGAUCGUGCUCAUCGUAUCGGACAGACCAAGGCCGUGCUAAUCCUUCGAUUUAUCACCGAGAAGAGUGUGGAGGAGGCGAUGUACUCGCGUGCCCGGUACAAGCUCGAUAUCGACGACAAGGUCAUCCAGAAGGGUCGCUUUGACAACAAGUCAACUCAGGAAGAGCAAGAGGAGUUUUUGCGAGCAAUCCUCGAAGCCGACCAAGAGGAAGACAACGAAGAGGCCGGUGAUAUGAACGACGACGAACUCAACCUUAUCCUUGCUCGCUCCGAGGAGGAACAGGAACUUUUCCGUGAAAUGGACUCGAAGCGCGAACGCGACCAGCAGGAAACGUGGCGAGCUCAGGGACAUCGCGGGAAGCCUCCUCCGCCUUUGAUGCAAUUCGAGGAGUUGCCCGAAUUUUACCAAAAGGACGAACCUUUCGAAGCCACCGUGAUAGACGAGGCUGCGGAAGGUCGUGGACAACGGCGCAGGAAAGAGGUUAGCUAUAACGACGGACUUGACGAUGAAACAUGGGCGAUGGCGCUGGAGGAUGGCGAAGAUCUUGAAGAGUUGGCUGAUCGCGCGAGAAGACGAGCUGCGACACGCCCGUUGGAAUCAGGCCGCGGCACACCAGUCUCGGAUUCAGAUUCCCGUGGCCGCAAGGGCAGAAAGGGCAAGGGCCGUAAUACUGAUUAUGAGCCGGUCAUUCUCAGUGGGAAACGGAAACGUGGUGGGAACUCUGUUUCUGUUACACCCUCUAUCGCCGAUCUGGACGACGAUGACGACGACCGCAUUUCGAAGCGCCGCAAACCGCCACCGAAAGCCAAUGGCCCUGAUGUUCCUCCCGCCAUUCGUGAAAAGAUGAAGAAGGUUUUCAACGAGUGCCAUCGUGCCGUUCUUGCAUGCGAAGAUACCGAUGGUCGCAAACGCUGUGAAUUGUUCAGAGAACUACCAGACAAACACGACUACCCCGACUACUACCAACUGAUCACCCAACCCAUCGCCCUCUCCCAUCUACGCAAACGAGGGAAUGGAAUCUUCUACAAGGACGUCCAAGCCUAUCGAAACGACUGGGCCUUGAUGUUCAACAACGCCCGAACAUAUAACCAGGAGGGGUCGUGGGUUUAUGUGGAUGCAGUAGAAAUGGAGAAAGUUCUCGACUCAACCUUCAAACGCUUAACAGUUGGCUCUGGAUUGCCUGGGGCAGCACCGGGACUUGGUGGAAACGUUGUUGGGCCAGCUGCUGGCAUGUACGAGUCGGCUUUGACGCCUAUGGAAGAAGAUGAAAGGCCUCUUCCACCGUCAAGAGGUCGAAGUCGACGGCAGGUCAUCAGCGACGAAGAAUACCUUACUCCCAGCGACGAUGACUGA
Messenger RNA from Mycena indigotica, 4182 nucleotides. RefSeq lists its product as uncharacterized. Bases 1 to 4182 code for a protein of 1393 amino acids. Gene Ontology annotation, biological process: positive regulation of transcription by RNA polymerase II. Gene Ontology annotation, molecular function: DNA binding; ATP-dependent chromatin remodeler activity; histone binding. Gene Ontology annotation, cellular component: nucleus. NCBI's taxonomy places the organism in Eukaryota, Fungi, Basidiomycota, Agaricomycetes, Agaricales, Mycenaceae. The transcript has 14 exons. The record is from RefSeq and is a predicted model, not a curated record.